GUUCUGUUUUUGAGUACGUAGACAACUUGGAGAGUCUCAGUCCGUCCGCGUCCGGAGCGAGCACCGACAAGACCGAACAACCACCGACCGACCGACAACCGAACUAAACCAACAACCGGAGCGGGAGAAGACGCGAGAAGACAAGAUGGUGGCGAAGCAGCGGAUCCGCAUGGCGAACGAGAAGCACAGCAAGAAUAUCACUCAGCGAGGGAACGUGGCCAAGACAACGAGGAACAUGGUGGAGGAUAAAGGGGUGGGGCCUUGGCUGCUCGCUCUGUUCAUCUUCGUUGUGUGUGGAUCAGCCAUCUUCCAGAUCAUCCAGAGCAUCAGGAUGGGCAUGUAGUGAUGUCACCAGCAGGGGCCGGGGCCACGACGUGUUCCUGAGCUGAAGACGACAAAACAUUCCUGAACUCUGACCAAACAAACCCUGAGAACUAGCCCCGCCCCCCCGCCCAGCCCCGCCCCCUGAUGACCAGCGUCUCUACCCGUUAUCUGUGUUGAUUCAAUGUGUCGCCGCCAAUCGACCUUCUCCUCCCUGUCAACAAGCCAUACACGUGCCUUUCUCUGUUUACCUGUGCUGUAGCCCCGCCCCCUCUGAUUACACCUUAUCAGUACCACGGGAGGGGGGGCAUAGUCCAGCCUGCCCCGUUAACUGUACCAGUGUUGUCUCCAGACCAAAUCCCACAUCUGUCCUCCUCCUCCUCGCCCUCGGACACGAUGAAGGUCUUUUGAAUCAGAAGUAGGGCGGAGCCGACAGGUGUGUGUCUGCACCGUGUGCAGCUUCACCUGAAAAAUCAUGUUCACUCAAUAAAGUUUGAUUCUGAAGGUGGA
Scophthalmus maximus (turbot) is the source of this 831-nucleotide messenger RNA. RefSeq names its product stress-associated endoplasmic reticulum protein 1. Gene Ontology annotation, biological process: endoplasmic reticulum unfolded protein response. The record is from RefSeq and is a predicted model, not a curated record. The transcript is spliced from 3 exons. The coding region runs from base 146 to 343 and encodes 65 amino acids. Gene Ontology annotation, cellular component: endoplasmic reticulum. Lineage: Eukaryota; Metazoa; Chordata; Actinopteri; Pleuronectiformes; Scophthalmidae.